Cetraspora pellucida is the source of this 1375-nucleotide messenger RNA. NCBI's taxonomy places the organism in Eukaryota, Fungi, Glomeromycota, Glomeromycetes, Diversisporales, Gigasporaceae. The record is from the annotation of a GenBank genome assembly.
AUGGCGACAAAUCCUGUUCGUACGAAUCAAGAACCACCACAACCAACACGUCCACCACCACCACCACAACCACAACCAACACAACCACCACCACAACCAACGCAACCACCACCACAACCAACACAACCACCACCACCACCACAACCAACACAACCACCACAACCAACACAACCACCACCAACUAAACCACAACCACCACCACCACAAAUAACUACACAGUUAUUAAAUUCAGUGACAGGAGCACAGCAAAUUACUACACUCCCUGAAAUAGUAGCGACAUCAUCAUAUAGUCAAAUAAAUCCUGUGAAAUCCCCAGGAACUACCUCUGCAAAUACUUAUCAUGGGGUUCCAUCAAAUGGCGACUUCCAAAAUAAUUCAUCGGAUUCAUUAUCACCUGGAUUGAUUGUUGGAUUAGGAAUAGCAGGAAUUUUAGUUGUCGGUUUGAUAGCAUUUUUCGUAAGAAAACGAUUAAAAGUAUUAAAAUAUAAUAAACGUAAAAGCUUCUUGAAUGAUGAUUUUAAUGAAAUGUUUAAUGUUGCGUCAACAGAGCAACAUACAGCAAAUUCUAAUGCCAAUGGCGGUAAUACAAGGAAUUUAAAUAGUUCGGUAUCUAAUUCGAGGACGAAUAAUGAUAGUAGAAGAGUCCAUAACGUUGAUCUUAAUACCAACAGAUCAAAUAGUAGACCAUUAAAUAACAUGAUGUCUAGUCCUACUAACAGGCCGUUAACGAAUAAUAAUAGAGGUGAUGAAAGAGCUCAAACGACGGCGAGGAUGAAUAAUAAUAGGAGUGGCGGAGGUGUUUAUAAUUUUAAUAAUAGCGGGUCAAAUAGACCUUGGCCGCCGAAUAAUCAUAGACCAAAUGAUAUAUCUAUAAUAAACAAUCGAGUUAAUGUCUCCUCACCUCUAGCCUCACCUCCUCUAACUUCAAUGAGUAAUGCUUAUAGUAGCAAAGUAUCAGAAGUGACAACACCUUAUCAUCCAGCUAUCUCUGGUGAGCAACCAUCUUUCGGCAGACCACCACCUUUGGGAACUCCAUAUGUACAUGGUGUAUCAUUGUCACCACCGCCUUAUUUAUCGCCAGAAAAUAAUAAUAACCUGGGAGGAUAUGGUGCUGAAAUUAGAAGUAAUAAUAUCAAUAUAAUACCUUCAUCUUCACAUCAACAAUAUCAGCAGUAUACUUUUCCUCCACGCAAUUAUUAUAAUGAUAACGAUCUAACAUCAAAAUCUAAUAAUGAACAGUUAGUAACAAGUAAUGAAAGUAAAGGAAUUUCAAAGGUAAAUAACAAUAUUACUUCAAACCGUAUUGAAGGUAUACCACUAAGGGAAAAUACCUUAGGUGGAAAAUCUUUCGGAAGUUUUGAUUAUGGUGAUUAUG